AUGAUGGUCCAGCAAAGUGGUGGUCAUAGAAGAUUGGACCACCCUCCCCUACCCUCUGAAUCUGUGAACAAUCAAGAUCAAUCGUUUUUGUCACAUAGAGACCUUGGGAAUCACGGUCUUCCAUCCAACACACAUGACAUUCCAUCUAUCCCUCCAGCACUGCAUUACCAGGCACCACAGUCUGGUUCUUUUCCUCCAGCCAGACCAUUACCAGCACCACCUACUAUGCCCCCCUUUGUAGGACCUUACAGUCCCCCCCAAGGAGCUGAACAACACAUUCGCCAGCCACCAGUAACACCAUUUUGUAUGGGUUAUGAGCAACAACACCUGGUUUGCCCCGGUGUUGCUUCCAUGGGGUCUUAUGGAACCACUGGAACGGUAUAUGGGGGACCGCACAGAUCGAACUUUGACUUCACCCCUGGAGUCGGUUCUUCUGGUUUAUCAGGUCAUUCAGCUCCUCCUCCAGCAGGUCUACCACCCCCGGGGCCUUCACCAUGUAGUCCUCCUCCAUCGUUACCACCAACAGGUCCACCUCCAUCACUACCUUCUGGGCCACUGCCACCUCCCCCUCCUUCUGGACCACCAGUGUUGCCAACACCUCCAGGCCCUCCAUCUCCACCUCCACUUCCACCUCUGCCACCAGGACCUCCACUGCCUCCCAGAUGUUACAAACUGUUCACUUUUCAGGCCCACCAUACCCUGCUAACCAGCACAAAGUACCCCCAGCAAUUCUCCUAA
Marasmius oreades (fairy-ring Marasmius) is the source of this 738-nucleotide messenger RNA. RefSeq lists its product as uncharacterized. The transcript has a single exon. The coding region runs from base 1 to 738 and encodes 245 amino acids. The record is from RefSeq and is a predicted model, not a curated record. Lineage: Eukaryota; Fungi; Basidiomycota; Agaricomycetes; Agaricales; Marasmiaceae.